UAAAAUUCAAACAACGAAUAUCUAAAUAUCAUUUUCUUUGAAUGUCCAAACGCAAAUUUACAAAUUUGUCGCUCCAUUAUUUAAAAACCGCACUGCGUCUAAUGACAUCGAUCAGCAGAUUUUCCGGGAAAUUUGAAUUUUCGAUCGAUGAAAUUCAAUUUUGUUAUCUGAUUAUAAAACAAAGCGGAAAUUAUGAAGGUAUAAAAAAAUAGAAAAGAAAUGGCGUUAACCAAAGUACAUGAUGAAAAUGAAAAUAUAUCAAAAUUAAUAUUCCAUCCAUAUGAAAAAUUGAUCAAACGGUAAAACUAGAAUCUUAAAAUUUAUUUCUAACGUGAAGAAGAGACAUAACAAAGAAAUGAAAUGUAUUGAACCAGUAGACGUCCUCAAUUGAGAAAUAAAGACAUCGAAGGCGAAAAGCAGCAGGUUGAUGUUAAGUGGGGAGAUAUUAAAAUGGGUCAAGAGUAUCUACACGAUGACAGUGUACGUUGUUCGACUUCACGCUCGAUGCCUUCGUGAAGAGAUCCUUCUGCGAGUUUGUCGCGAGGAUCAUUAAGAUCACGGCAUAAUACCAUCAUCGUUUCCCGCAAUGUCAUUAACAAUGAGAAACUCGGUCAAUUUAAAUUAAUUUCGGCGUAUAUAAUAAAUUCGCGAUAAAUUUUGUAACUAAAAAUAUUCCUGUGGUAUACAAUUUAUUAAGAAACAGAAUACAGAAAUGAAAUUGUAUUUACAGAAUAAUCAUCUUACCACAUCAAUAACAAUUAAAGAACGUUCAUAUACAUGUAGUUUGUGUAUGUUCUUGAAUCGUUAUUAGUUUAAGUAGAAACUUUGAAUCGCGUGAUGCGAUGCUGUUAUAUGAAACGAUUAUCAAUAUAAUCACUUUGAGUUUAAACGUCGUUGAAAAGAAGAAGCGGAUAUUUUUCUGUGAAAUUUAAGAAGAUUAUUUUCAUGGUGUACGGAUCGCGCAAAAUUGCGGAGUCUGUGACCACCACGGGGACGACUUGGCUAUACAACACUACCAUUGCAGGCGAGAUGAGCAGCAGCGGAGGGUUAGGAUUCGGUGUCGGUGUCGGUGUCGGCGUCGCCGGUGGUCCAACCCUCGCAGCCGCUCAACAAGGCCAAGGGGUGGCCGCUCUUCUGGUGAUGCUUGCUGUGCUUUGUUUUAUAUUCGCUUAUUGCUGUUGGGGUGCUCCGUUCUGUAGAUCUUUAUGCAGACGACACUGUUGUUGUCGACUCGAGGAUCCUGAACCAGAUUCACGAUUUAGCAACAACGAUCAAACGAUGGUAGCAACACCAACAAUUAUUUUAUUACCACACGGUAGAAUGCUCGUUGUCGAUGGUACAAUCUUUACACAGUUCCAAACAGAUCCAACUGGUUUAGAUUUAGUGGAAUUAGGUGACAGUGUACUACGAGCUCAAAGAAAUCCAAGAAGUAUAAAUCGUCAUCAGUUGCAAAAUAGUCAAGGUAGCAUACUUGAAAUGGAUGCAGAAACACCAAGUAAAGACAGUUUAGGAUCUGUUGGAUGUUUUCCACCACCAACUUAUGAAAGUAUUUAUGGAAAAGAAGAAUCAGAUAUGCCGCCGUCGUAUUCCGAUAUCUUAUUACAUAGGUUUGCUAAUCUUCCUCAUGACAUAAAUAUGCACAAUUAUUGUCACGAUAGUAAAGAGGAAAUUGAGAUGCAAAGCUUAGAUGGUUGUCCACAUAUACUUAGUAAUCCAAUGAAUACGAUAGCAUAUCCUUAUGCGACAGUAACGAAUUUCUCGAGUCAAAGUUUUCCACGGAGGAAUGUCUCGAGAAAUCCAUCAAUCAUUAGCAAUCCACUUGAUAGUUAUUACGUAGAUAAUGAAUUAGAAUUAUAUCGAUUAAGCCAGGAGAUGGUACCACGAGUAUUUAGUAAUACAAACUUCGAAGCUCUUAGAACUUACCAAGAUGAAACGUCGUUUUAUAAUAUGAACGGAAAUGAGAGUGAACAACAAAAUGAUAUGUUAUCGAAUAAUGGAAAUUAUUGUACAUCCGAUAAUAAUAUUCAACGAAACAACGAAAGAAUACUUUUAAAUAAUAGUGAUGAAGUAUCAAGUAAUAUAACAUCGGCAAAUGAGCUAAUGAACACGAGAAAUCUGGUUCGAAGUAUAUCAAGAAUUAGUCAAGAAAGUAGAAAUAACAUAGAGAAUUCACAAAGAGAUAAUCAAGAGACUGGCAUAGUUUUUGUUCGAUUACCUCAUUCUGAGGAUCACAAUAAUAGCCAUACUCCGCAAAAUUGGUAUAACAAUACUAAUGAAAACGAUAGACCAGCAAUACAAGUAAAUCAAGAAAAUCAAUCUAUUCUAAGAAAUAUACAUUCCGAAAACGAGCAGAUGAAUGAAACUAAUCACAACGUGGAAUCUAAUUCAAUGACAUAUUACAUUAGAAAUCAAAACACUGAUGAAGUUAGAUCGCACAGAUUGGAAAAUGAAUCGGCUUAUUCCGACGAAGAACCUAGAAAUUUUGGAGCAUUGGCAGAUAUCCGUGAAAGUCGAGUGUAACGCAUAACAUAUAAUAUAAAAAAUGUACAUUAAAAAUCAAUAGAAAGCUCUUUGACCAAAUGAUAUCGACAAUUAUAUUGUAAAAAAUUCACAAUAAAUAUGGAAGUAUAUUUUAUCAACAAAACAUUUCGUUUUUAUAAGAACUAAUUAUUUUAUUUUAAAUUAUAAACUUAAUACAAUAAAAUUUACACUAAAUUUAAUAUAAAAAUCUAUAAAUGAAAUUAAUAUUAUUUAAAUUUAAUUAAAUAAAGUUUAAGAUUCUUCGAAUUAUUGAUUCUUAAUAUUUAUUAUAAUGAAUUUCAUAAUAAUAUUUAAAAAAAUCUACAAAAGUUUUGUGUAAAUAAUUUAAUUGAUCUGAGAAUUAUCGAAUCGUUAAAGUUUUAAAAAUAAUUUUAUAUACAAAAAAAAUACAAUCAUUUUAAUAAUUAAUUAUGACACAAUAAUAGAAAAAAUAACAAUAGAGCAAAGUUAGUUCAGUCCGUCCAAAGGUUAAUCUACACACUAGAUUCAAUAAGUGUUAAGGAAAUAAUU
Messenger RNA from Apis florea (little honeybee), 3051 nucleotides. RefSeq lists its product as uncharacterized. The record is from RefSeq and is a predicted model, not a curated record. Lineage: Eukaryota; Metazoa; Arthropoda; Insecta; Hymenoptera; Apidae.